AUGGCGGCCUGUGGGGACGGGCAGGGCUUCGCUAGAUCUGUCUUCACAAGAUCUUCACCACACCAGUAAGAGGAGCUGCGGGCUUGCUUGUUGCUUUUCCUUUUUUUUUUUUUUUUCUUUCUACUUCACCAUUAAACUGUAAUAGCUCACUUGUAAGAUUGUAGGUGAAAUUAGCUCACUAGUGAGGAUUUUUUUUAUAAACUUCAAUGAGCUCACUGGUAAGAGUGUCUGUAAAUGAAUAAUUUCAUUAGUGAGUUUCUCAGUCAACAGAACUAUCUAGAUAUCGUGCCGGUGAACAAAUACGGUAAGACCAUACUGUAACUAUAGUAUAUUACGUUCCUGGAAAAAAAUGAGGGGUGGGAGGGGGCUGUUAUGAGAAAGUGUGACACUGAGGACGGGGGAAAGGGGGUUAAAGAUCUUGAGAAACUGGCGGUGAUGUUGGAAUUUUGUGUUUUGAUUGAUGUAUUCCGACAGGAGAUGUCACUUUUUUAAAAAUAAUUUAAUAGUUACAUAUUGCAAUCUGUUUUAGUGUUUUAGAUUAAAUUUUAAUAAGUUUUAAUUUGUUAACAAUUGUUCAGUCAGAAAGUAUGAAUUGUGAUCGGAAAUUGGUGGGCGGCGCCGUGAUGAAAAUUGUCAAAAAAACGAGUGAUGUACUUUAUAGACAUGCCCCUUAAGUGUUCGCAAAUACGUCAGCAAAAGAAAUAAUUCAAAUGUGUAUAUAAUUAGAAUCUAAUACGGUAUUUGAAAAAGGAAUCGUGUUUAACGGAUUAUAUCAAUUAACGUUACCCAGUAUAGUUUUAAUAUUUUUAUUAUAAAAAAAACCAAGAAAAAAAACACCAAAACCAACAACAACAAAUAAAUGUCAAAUUAAAGCUUUUGAAAACGUAUUUUAUGUUUUGCCUAGUCGAUAAAGUGAAAUAUAAACUGGUUUUAUAUACGGGGAGCCAUUUAUACGCAUAUAAAAAGUAAGUGUGGGGGGGGAGGAGUUUUUAGUCUGCCUGUGUCAUAAAGCUGUUUUUGGGUUUUACUAAAAACAAAUGUUCGAACACCAGCUAUCGAAUGAUUUCAUCUCGAGAUCUGUGGCGUUGAUCUUGUUUAACUGGAGUCGAGGAAGCGGCGAAGGACUCUCGGCGUAACACAUGGUUUAAUGCCGUCGAAAAAGAAAAUCAAUAUAAUAUUGUGUUUGUUUGUUUAAACUUAAUUUUUAGUUGUAGUACUUUUACCAUUCUUGUUUAUUAUAGGCCUACAAAGAGAGUGCUUUUACCAUUCUUGUUUAUUAUAGGCCUACAAAGAGAGUACUUUUACCAUUCUUGUUUAUUAUAGGCCUACAAAGAGAGUGCUUUUACCAUUCUUGUUUAUUAUAGGCCUACAAAGAGAGUACUUUUACCAUUCUUGUUUAUUAUAGGCCUACAAAGAGAGUACUUUUACCAUUCUUGUUUAUUAUAGGCCUACAAAGAGAGUACUUUUACCAUUCUUGUUUAUUAUAGGCCUACAAAGAGAGUACUUUUACCAUUCUUGUUUAUUAUAGGCCUACAAAGAGAGUACUUUUACCAUUCUUGUUUAUUAUAGGCCUACAAAGAGAGUACUUUUACCAUUCUUGUUUAUUAUAGGCCUACAAAGAGAGUACUUUUACCAUUCUUGUUUAUUAUAGGCCUACAAAGAGAGUACUUUUACCAUUCUUGUUUAUUAUAGGCCUACAAAGAGAGUACUUUUACCAUACUUGUUUAUUAUAGGCCUACAAAGAGAGUACUUUUACCAACCUUUUUUUAUACAAAAAGAGUACUUUAACCAUACUUUUUUUUACAAAGAGAGUACUUUUACCAUACUUGUUUAUACAAAGAGAGUACUUUUACCAUACUUGUUUAUUAUAGGCCUACAAAGAGAGUACUUUUACCAUACUUGUUUAAUAUAGGCCUACAAAGAGAGUACUUUUACCCUACUUUUUUAUACAAAGAGAGUACUUUUACCAUACUUUUUUAUACAAAGAGAGUACUUUUACCAUACUUUUUUAUACAAAGAGAGUACUUUUACCAUACUUGUUUAUUAUAGGCCUACAAAGAGAGUACUUUUACCAUACUUGUUUAAUAUAGGCCUACAAAGAGAGUACUUUUACCAUACUUUUUUAUACAAAGAGAGUACUUUUACCAUACUUUUUUAUACAAAGAGAGUACUUUUACCCUACUUUUUUAUACAAAGAGAGUACUUUUACCAUACUUUUUUAUACAAAGAGAGUACUUUUACCCUACUUUUUUAUACAAAGAGAGUACUUUUACCCUACUUUUUUAUACAAAGAGAGUACUUUUACCAUACUUGUUUAUUAUAUGCCUACAAAGAGAGUACUUUAACCAUACUUGUUUAUUAUAGACUUACAAAGAGAGUACUUUUACCAUACUUUUUUUUAUACAAAGAGAGUACUUUUACCAUACUUUUUUAUUAUAUGCCUACAAAGAGAGUACUUUUACCAAAGCUGUGAUGACUAUUAUCCUCGACAGGCUUUGAGGAAUUUGUUUGUUUUUUUAACAUAACCAGCCUUAAAAUAUACCCUCGUAGGGCCGUAACACCAACAGGCCCUGAAAGGCUAGGAGCUCCGAACCCGGAAUCAACAAAAUUCAUUAAAAAAAUUCUAUACACUUUUUUUUAAUGCUAAUGGCAUCCCCCCCACACACCCCUGAAUUUGCAGGUUAUAUUUAAAUGACUAUGUACUGUGGUGCCUCCAGUAAUAAACACCUUAACAAGCCGACUAAGUUUUGGUUUUGCCCCUUCCCCCCUGAAAAAAACUCCCGGGCAAAGGUCAAACAAAGGCACCUGAGAACAUGGGAGGACCAACCGAAGGGGCCUAGAGUUGUACACAAGAGAGCACCGUCUGUGAAAAGCAGGGUUCAAUGCGGAGGUCCCACGCGGAAUACUUAAGAGUUAAAGAUUCCAGUGUAAUCGUUUAUUCCUUUCUUCAUCAGCCACUGCAUGUGUGUAUGUGGCUGUGAGUAUGGUUUUGAGUGUGUGUUUGUGGUUGUGCGUGUACGUGUGGUUGUGUGUAUGUGGUUGUGUGUAUGUGUGGUUGUGUGUAUGCGUGGUUGUGUGUAUGUGUGGUUGUGGUUGUGUGUGUGGUUGUGUGUAUGUGAGUUUGGGGUUGUGUGUAUUUGGUUGUGCGUGUGGUUGUGUAGUUGUGUGUAUGUGGUUGUGUGUAUGUGGUUGUGUGUAUGUGGUUGUGAGUAUGUGGUUGUGAGUAUGUGUGUAUGUGUGUUUGUGGUUGUGUGUGUGGUUGUGUAUGUGUGUUUGUGGUUGUGUGAGUGGUUGUGUAUGUGUGUGGUUGUGUGUGUGGUUGUGUAUGUUUGUUUGUGGUUGUGUGUGUGGUUGUGCGUGUGGUUGUGCGUGUGGUUGUGCGUGUGAUUGUGCGUAUUGCUGACCUAAAUACACAACUUUUUGGGCCAUGUUAUAAUUUGCUUUUUUUUCCCUUUUCAAUUUGCGGAUCUUCUCUCUCUCUUUAAUGACGAAAUAAAACUUCUGUUUGUUUAAUUGGACGUUAAAUCAUCAGUUCCACUGCCAAUCACCACGUCUUUCAAAGAAAUGUCUCUAUUAUCUUCACAAAAUGUUUCCGUUUCAGUCGUCUGCUGUUACCCAGGCGACCGCACAACAACCAAAGUCUGCUGACCGCGUUCGCCGCCAUCUGCGGCUUCGUCGUCAUGGUGACGUUCCUGGAAACCUCCAGAAUGCUGAUCCCUUCCAAGGUCGUGACAAAACAAGAUCUGCAGCUGCUGACAUCCGGUGAGCUGGUGUAAGAUGCGUACGCGUGGAUUGAUGUGCUCUGUACACAUCGGCGCGAUGUAUGUGCAUGCAUGUCAAAACUUGUCAUAAUGGCUGUUGGUCUGGAGUUCGAUCCCCACCAAAGCCAAGGGAAGCCUGAGUUCAAACCAGGAGCCAGAAUGAUCAAAUAAAUUUAUCAUGGGCCCUCAAAUAUAGGGUGGGGGGGAGGGGGAGGGACAACAGAGCAUAAUUUAUUUUUAAAGUCCAAUGUCGGUUUCUUGCUGUGGGAGGAUUUUUUGGGUUGGCUGUUAAACUAAAUACAUGACGGGGUUUAAAAUAGAAUCAGUCACGUUUACUUUAUUUUAACUACCUUUAUCUACACUAUGUAAAUAUGCAUCGGUCGCGGCUUUGAAACUUGUUUCAUCAAUUUAACUUUUGUACUCCUCCCCCCCCCCUACAACCAAACACACACACACACUCCUGGUAGCGCAGGAGUUUUUAGCUUCAUGUUCCAUGGAGCCGUACUCCAGUCAGAUAAAGUGACAUGGAACCGUACUCCAGUCAGAUAAAGUGACAUGGAUCCGUACUCCAGUCAGAUAAAGUGACAUAGAUCCAUACUCCAGUCAGAUAAAGUGACAUGGAUCCGUACUCCAGUCAGAUAAAGUGACAUGGAUCCGUACUCCAGUCAGAAUAAAGUGACAUGGAUCCGUACUCCAGUCAGAUAAAGUGACAUGGAUCCGUACUCCAGUCAGAAUAAAGUGACAUGGAUCCGUACUCCAGUCAGAUAAAGUGACAUGGAUCCGUACUCCAGUCAGAAUAAAGUGACAUGGAUCCGUACUCCAGUCAGAUAAAGUGACAUGGAUCCGUACUCCAGUCAGAAUAAAGUGACAUGGAUCCGUACUCCAGUCAGAAUAAAGUGACAUGGAUCCGUACUCCAGUCAGAAUAAAGUGACAUGGAUCCGUACUCCAGUCAGAUAAAGUGACAUGGAUCCGUACUCCAGUCAGAAUAAAGUGACAUGGAUCCGUACUCCAGUCAGAUAAAGUGACAUGGAUCCGUACUCCAGUCAGAUAAAGUGACAUGGAUCCAUACUCCAGUCAGAAUAAAGUAACAUGGAUCCGUACUCCAGUCAGAUAAAGUGACAUGGAUCCGUACUCCAGUCAGAAUAAAGUGACAUAGAUCCGUACUCCAGUCAGAUAAAGUGACAUGGAUCCGUACUCCAGUCAGAAUAAAGUGACAUGGAUCCGUACUCCAGUCAGAAUAAAGUGACAUGGUUCCGUACUCCAGUCAGAUAAAGUGACAUGGAUCCGUACUCCAGUCAGAAUAAAGUGACAUGGAUCCGUACUCCAGUCAGAAUAAAGUGACAUGGAUCCGUACUCCAGUCAGAAUAAAGUGACAUGGAUCCGUACUCCAGUCAGAUAAAGUGACAUGGAUCCGUACUCCAGUCAGAAUAAAGUGACAUGGAUCCGUACUCCAGUCAGAAUAAAGUGACAUGGAUCCGUACUCCAGUCAGAAUAAAGUGACAUGGAUCCGUACUCCAGUCAGAUAAAGUGACAUGGAUCCGUACUCCAGUCAGAAUAAAGUGACAUGGAUCCGUACUCCAGUCAGAAUAAAGUGACAUGGAUCCGUACUCCAGUCAGAUAAAGUGACAUUGAUCCGUACUCCAGUCAGAAUAAAGUAACAUGGAUCCCUUCUUAGAAUAAAGUUGUUCAGUGCAUUAAAUUAAAUUAUGCAGGAAAUGCAAGAUCAACGGACCAUCGGUCAUUUUUUACGGGGUCCAUGGGAGACAGAUUAGGAACCCCUGUGUUACAGCUAACAACUUCCAUAUUGUAUCAAUAGCAUCGUUUAGUUAAUUCCAGUGGCGUAGCUAAGGUGGUACCAGUGGGGCGGGCCACGCUUUAUGACGCCCCAUUCCAUUAAAAACACCCCUGUGGUUGGCUUCAUUUGUCGCCCCACACUCAAUAAAUGGCCACACACAAAAAUUCCGCCCGGGACGCACCGCCCCCCCCCACUCCGCACUCCCGUGUCCUUACGCCACUGGUUAAGUCAAUUAUUUCUGAGACUUAAUAAUGACAUCCCAGGUCUAGACCGACUUAUCUGGUGUUGUAAUACAACAACACCAACAACAACAAGAAAAGUCCAUCUUAUCUGUUUCGUAUUGAGAAAUGCAUGGAGCAAUAAAAUCUCAAGCAAGCAAAAAUUAAGAGAUAUCGACCCCCCCCCCUUCCCCAACCAUCUUGCUCCAUGAAUCCCUUCAGUUAUCAUUUUGUUUUUCCCUACCUUCUGUAACACACACAUCACAAGGGUCGAUAUUAAUGGUCGAUGACGCAUAUUCUGCAUUUCGUAGCGCCGUAAUAAGUACUUUCAUUUUUAUCUACACACACCGUGUGCUGUCUAUUGCGUUAAUUUUACAACCUGCACAUUGAUUAAUAUUUGUUAACACCGUGUUUGGGGCUUCCCGUAGAUGGCCCAUAGUGAUACGAUGAUACAACGACAUGAUGACACAAUGCCAUGAUCAUAUCAUGACACGAUGACACAAUGACUCGAUGACACAAUGACACAAUGACAUGAUGACAUAAUGCCAUGAUCAUAACAUGACACGAUGACACGAUGACCCAAUGACACGAUGACACAAUGACACGAUGACACAAUGACAUGAUGACCCGCAGGUGGUAUUUCGGACCACUGUGAGAUUUGAUAAAAGGACAACAGUAGGACAUGAUAAAAGGAACAAAAGUAGGACAUGAUAAAGGGACAACAAUUACAUGCUGUACAAAUGCUAAGGGGACGUCCGCUCAAAAUACACUUUUUGUCCAAAUGUGGCUUAAACCACCCCUCCCCCCCCCCUUCCCAAUUUGCCGAAGUGUACAGGCGCAUACGGCAAUUUACGGUGCGAAAUACCAGGAAAUAACGAUCUUAAAGUGUAAAGAGUCACUCAAUUCGUACUUCUGAAACAGUACGAAAUGGAUCCAUCUAUUUAUUAUGUAUACGCACUGCGGGGGGGGGGGGGGGGGGGGGGGUGAAAGGGUUUUUUUUUUUAGGGUGGGGGUAUGUUUUUGAUUUUGAAUAUUAUGCAUCGUGGUAUGUUCUGAAGAAAGUACGCUGACGCUCUCUAACAUCUCUCAUACAGCCAGCUAACUGUCGCCUAAAUCCCCUGUGAAGUCCAUGACAUUGAAAUGUGAGUUAGUCUUAAAAUAAAUGACAGCACGGAUUUGUAUUUAAUUGUUUGCUUUGUGUUUACUCUCUCUGGAUCAGCGUACCCCAAAGGAUGGUCCGCGGACUGACACCGGCCCGCCAGCAUUACGAAGCCGGUCCGCGCGACAUGAAUAUUUGUGGACAAGUAAAAAAACAAAGGAUAAUGAAUAAAUCUGGCACCAGUCUGUGGUGUUAUUUUAAAAUCUGUAUUCUUGCCCCUCCCCCCCCCCCCACAAAAAAACCCCAACAAAAUAAACAAACUUCUAAGUUUGGGAAGCGCUGCCCUUAGAUAUCNUAUUUUAAAAACUGUAUUCUUUCCCCCCCCCCCCCCCCCCACAAAAAAACCCCAACAAAAUAAACAAACUUCUAAGUUUGGGAAGCGCUGCCCUUAGAUAUCACAACGGUAAGAGUUAUUCGUACGUGAAUCUGUCCUGUGACGUCAUUUGUCACGUAAUUCUUUCCUUGGGCUGAGCCAAACAGCUGUACUGGUGAAAAUUAAUGGGGGGACCCAGGAUACAAAUUUUAACACGUUUAACUUUUAAUAUAAUUUAUAAGAUAAUUUUGACCCCAUGCUCCUGCUGAUCCCCGAAUACAUUUUUAAUGCAAGUCCCUCCCCUACAUAAACCAAAAACAACAAAAAAAUAAAAAAACAAAAAACAAAAAAAAAAACAGUGAGAAAUGGGAAAAAAAGGUAAUGAAAAAAAAAAAGGGACUUAAUCCUACCUUAAAUAAAAACAAAAAAAAAAAAAAAAAAAAAAAACAAAAAAAAAAAAAAAAAACAGUGAGAAAUGGGAAAAAAAGGUAAUGAAAAAAAAAAAGGGACUUAAUCCUACCUUAAAUAAGAUUGAAUGUCAAUUGUCCUGCCAGUUUGGGCCUUUUGGAGUCACACUUUUCAACUUUGAUCAUUUUCAGGAUUUUCCAAAGACAUCGCGGCGGUAGAGAAGAGCGCCGCAGACAAGGUCCACUCACAGCCCCACUCUCACCGCCCCGGCGUCAUGGUGGUCGGGUUCUCACACUGCGGUGGUAACGUCAUCAUGUCGGCCCUGUCUGCACACCCUCACCUGGCCGUCAACUUGAAGAACUUAGGAUUUUUCACGAGUGAGUGAAUCUGUUUUGAGAUGUUCAAUUCUUCGUCAUGGGUUUGUUAAAAAAAGAGUUGGGCACGCUGCAAAUUUAUUUCAUGCAAUCGGCGAAUCUUCUAAUUUAGGCUUAUCCAGUGGCGUAAAAAGGGUGUGUGAAGAGGGUGGUCAGCCCCCCCCCCCCGGCGGCACUUAAUUCUUUAUAUGGAGUUGUGGCAUUGUCGACCAACAGCAGAGUUGUUGUUUUUUCCGCAUUAAGGCUAAGGGGCGACAACAGUUUUUGCCCGCGCCAGGUGACCCUAGCCCUAGCUACGCCCCUGUGCUAAUCAUGCGCCAUUGAGUAUGAGGCUUGGGACAGAUGUUCCGCCUGCGAACUAUGAUCCCACCCCCCCCCGCCCCCCCCCCCCCCCCCCCCCCCCACCCAGCUUCCCAUGAAAAGGUUGAACAAAUGUGCAAAUUUACAGUUAGUAAUUUAUCAUAUCUUAAUAAAUUCCCCAUAACUAGGUGGCAAUAAAUUCCUCAUAACUAGGUUGUAAUAAAUUCCCCAUAACUAGGUGGCAAUAAAUUCCCCAUAACCAGGUUGUAAUAAAUUCCCCAUAACUAGGUUGUAAUAAAUUCCCAUAAUUAGGGUGUAAUAAAUUCCCCAUAACUAGGUUGUAAUAAAUUCCCCAUAACUAGGUUGUAAUAAAUUCCCCAUUACUAGGUGGCAAUGAAUUCCCCAUAACUAGGUUGUAAUAAAUUCCCCAUAACUAGGUUGUAAUAAAUUCGCAUAACUAGGUUGUAAUAAAUUCCUCAUAACUAGGUUGUAAUAAAUUCCCCAUAACUAGGUGGUAAUAAAUUCCCCAUAACUAGGUUGUACUAAAUUUCCCAUAAAUAGGUGGCAAUAAAUUCCCCAUAACUAGGUGGCAAUAAAUUCCCCAUAACUAGGUGGCAAUAAAUUCCCCAUAACUAGGUUGUAAUAAAUUCCCCAUAACUAGGUUGUAAUAAAUUCCCCAUAACUAGGUUGUAAUAAAUUCCCCAUAACUAGGUGGCAAUAAAUUCCCCAUAACUAGGUGGUAAUAAAUUCCCAAUAACUAGGUGGCAAUAAAUUCCCCAUAACUAGGUUGUAAUAAAUUCCCCAUAACUAGGUUGUAAUAAAUUCCCCAUAACUAGGUCGUAAUAAAUUCCCCAUAACUAGGUUGUAAUAAAUUCCCCAUAACUGGGUUGUAAUAAAUUCCCCAUAACUAGGUUGUAAUAAAUUCCCCAUAAAUAGGUUGUAAUAAAUUCCCCAUAACUUUGUUGUAAUAAAUUCCCCAUAACUGGGUUGUUGAGAUUCUGGACAAAAGACAAAAUCAUCAUUUCAGGUUGGUAAUUAACAUUGUGUUAACCAAAGUGCCCGAUGUACUUCACAGAUUCACAGGUGAUAACUACUCCCAUGGGUCUCGGUAUCAACCCCAUAAAGUGAGAUAUCGCGGCACUCUAGCCACGAAGCGGGAUAUCGCGGCACUCUAGCCACGAAGCGGGAUAUCGCGGCGCUCUAGUCAUGAAGUGGGAUAUCGCGGUGCUCUAGCCAUGACGUGGGAUAUCGCGGCACUCUAGCCACGAAGCGGGAUAUCGCGGCGCUCUAGUCAUGAAGUGGGAUAUCGCGGCACUCUAGCCAUGACGUGGGAUAUCGCGGCACUCUAGCCAUGAAAUGGGAUAUCGCGGCACUCUGGCCAUGACGUUGGAUAUCGCGGUGCAUUACGGGAGGUCUUCAUUUAACGGCGGUUUCGAUUUCAGCGCAAUCGUUACCCGCGCAUAAAAAAUAAAAAUUAAUGUACACUAGUUGUUUUUCUUUUUGUUUUUUCGGCACGUCACGAGUAGGUACUAUUACGUCAUGGAACCCUCCGUGAGGCUAGUAGUCGCGGAGUAGCGCAUAACGACACAUCCCACGUGACUUUAAUCACGUGAUUACGUAGCCUAGUGUUGGAAAGUGUCACGUCGGAGCAUAAAUUGGAAAAUAAUUUAGACACAAUGAAAGUGAGGAGAGAUGAGACCAGCGGUCAUCGCGCGUGGACUUGGCUUGAACCGAACGACUGUGUCCACCAUUGUGCACGACAGAGCACAGUAUUUUAGUUGAGAACAUUUGAAAAGAAAGAAGAAAAAAAAACAACCUGCCCCCACUGGCUGAAUAAAGUUAUUUCUUGUAACAGUGAUGGCGAGCCUGCUUGAAGGUCUGGACAGAUCAAAUCAAACCAUCAUAUAAUGUUAAUGUAUUGAUUAAACUAAGGUCAAAUUAAGUCUAAAUGGCGCGUAGCACCUCAUGAAGAUCCGAGAUAACGGAGUGAUGGCGUAGUGGAAAUCUUGAACGUGUAUUAAUAUCUUAAACUUGAUGUAUGCACAUGCACAUAUAAUGUAUUUUACUACACACUUACACACAUGCAGAUGGCGGCGGAUUUCAAAUCGAGUUGCGCAGCCGUUGUACAACGGAACCCCCGCCGUAUAAUGACCACUUCCUGUACUGUCAUAAGGGCUGCGCGAAACGUGAAAUCAAAGAAAGUUUUACUUCAGCUACGGUCUAAAUUCACGAUGUAACGUUCUUAUAGAUUGCGGAUAUAAAGACACAUCUAUUUCGCAAACACCUUCUGGGAUGAUUGUCUACCUUAUUUUCCAGUUAAUGGAUAAUGGCUGUGUUGCUUACGGUUGAAAUGGCUAGAAAGACUUUGAUAUUGUAUGCUUGUCAUUAGUUUUUGUAGUGUUGCAUUUGUUUUAAAUGUGGUAAAUUAUAGAUUUGUUUUUUGUUAACUUUGUACCACGCUUCGAGCCUUUGGGGAUGAAGCGUGUUUUUGAAAUGAACUUUAUUAUUAUUAUUAUAAGCUGGCUGAAGAGUGGCGGAUCAAUUUUAAAAUUAUUCCCUAUUACCCUCCAAUUCGCUUUCCCCUUUCUUAAAAUUAAAAUAUUGAAGGGAGAAACAAAAAAAGGAAAUCAGUGCACUUUGGCCGACAUGUGAACCAAACCUUACAUUCCAAACUCGCCCAAAAAAAUAAUAAUUUGAAACAGAAAUGUAAUACAUUCCUCCAAGUGACGACUAACAUUGAUUUUUAUUUCACAGACGACAAGCCCCUGAGGUGGUACAUCGCGCAGAUGCCGCCAUCGCUGGAUCAUCACGUGACCGUCGACGUCAGCUUCUCCGCCGUGCUCAACAAGACGGCGCUGAAGCGGAUGAGGUCGUUCAACGAGACACUCAAGCUGCUCGUCUUCACAUGCGACCCGAUUUCCCGCCUCGUGGAGAACCACACGGACUACCUGCGUCACCGCGGCCACGCCCUGACCCAACUGCUAGAUCACAAACUGGCCGAGUCGCUCGCGGCCAGGGUUUUCCCGAAGAUCGACGGCAAGCACUUCCUGAACACGGAGCUGCUCUCCCAGAUCGGGGAUUACUUUCAGCACUUCAUCGAACUGUUCCAGGUGUUUCCGAGAAGACAAAUCCUCGUCGUGGACCGACAGCGAUUCUACGACAACCCCGGUUUCGAAACGUCGAGGCUCCACGACUUCCUGGGCGUCUCGCGCUACGCCGAAAUCCAAGAUUUAACGUUCGACCGAGGCGAGAACAGGUUCUGUUACAAUAUCACGUUUUGGAAAAGACUGUGCGUCAGGGGCCCCUCGAGAAACGCCAGCGAAAUCCUUGGGCCGAGACACGCAGACCUGCUGGGGAAACUGAGGAGUUUUUACGCGCCGUUCAACAAGCGAUUGUUCUUGUACUUGGAAGAAGACUUCAAGUGGCUGUGAUGAUUUAUUGACUGGGUGAAGACUUCAAGUGGCUGUGAUGAUUUAUUGACUGGGUGAAGACUUCAAGUGGCUGUGAUGAUUUAUUGACUGGGUGAAGACUUCGAGUGGCUCUGGUGAUUUAUUGACU
Lymnaea stagnalis (great pond snail) is the source of this 11887-nucleotide messenger RNA. The record is from the annotation of a GenBank genome assembly. Lineage: Eukaryota; Metazoa; Mollusca; Gastropoda; Lymnaeidae.